CCAAAAUGGAGCGAAAAGCUGGGGGCAGCUUGGGCUAGGGACACCUCUUGUAACCUCCAAACCCUUGGUUACGGCAAUCAUCUUCGACGUGGAGCAGACUUCACAAAGAUCCGCACGCGUGUCUUGGGUCGGCGCUGCACCUCCCCUUCCCACACCCCCUGGCGGUGCCGCCCUAGGCGCGCGCCGUGCGACGGGGAGGGGGUAUGGGGUACGGGGAUGGGGGCCAGCGCCGACCCGAGAAAUCCGCGCGGGCUUCCGAGAGCUUGUGCUUGAGCAGUUAUUUGGUCUUCUAACAGCCCCAACCUCGAGUUUCUCGAUCGUAGGCUGCAGCUGUUGCGCUGGUUCCCACAGAUGGUGCGCAAGGACCUGGAGCAGUGGGUCAUCGACGAGGUGCAGUCUUGCAGCAUUAGCAGUCGCGAAUCUUCGGAGGUCAUCGAAGGCUUCCAGCUGAGGAUUCCUGCGGUACCUGGGGUAUCUUUCAUGGCCGAGCAGGCUUGGUUAGAGGUUGAGCCGAUAGAGGUUGACCAGCAGGAUGAGGUGUCGCUGCCCGCCACCUUGUGGUUGCGGGGCGGCGUGGCCCAGCUGCUGCACCGCGGCGACGGCGCCGAUCCUCAGAGGCCACGGCAGCUGCGCAGCGUCCCAGAGUUCGGGGAUGAUGUUUCGGAGAACGACGACCACCAGUCGGUCGCCAGCAGCGAGGACCUUGCGCCGUCGGACAGCCAGUCGGCAUUGAGGCUGAAGUUUCGCCUUCGGGAGAGCAGGGUGCUCGACUAACUGUGGCUCUCUCACCUACGCAGACUUAUCGGCCCUGCCAGAAUAUUUCUCCGUUCUCAGCACCAGGGCAGCAUAUCGGGAGAACUGGGCUUGUUGCCUGUAUCACCGUUCCGACCGUGUGCAGUGUCGGUUCUGUCCAGCUGCGCAGUGUGUAUGGCUGGAUGGAGAAACCAUCUCCCCCCCUCCCCCCUUCGUACGCUCCACCGCCGGUUCGGCCCUGGGACAUCUCCUGGCGACGCCUACCCACUCUCCUCCCCCGCUCCCACCCCCGCUGCUGCCGACGGCCGCCGGCUCUCCGUCGCCAACCGCGGACCCGCGGACGACCACAAAUCGUGGCUCUGGUGGUGGGUCUGCCAUAGCCUGCGCGCGCCGCAGGCUGUGCCCGACACCCCGCGGGCAACCAGAUCGUCAGUUUCCCCGAAGGGUG
Molecule: messenger RNA, 1201 nt
Organism: Prorocentrum cordatum
Lineage: Eukaryota; Dinophyceae; Prorocentrales; Prorocentraceae
Source: the annotation of a GenBank genome assembly